Molecule: messenger RNA, 791 nt
Organism: Rhipicephalus sanguineus (brown dog tick)
Lineage: Eukaryota; Metazoa; Arthropoda; Arachnida; Ixodida; Ixodidae
Exons: 6
Coding region: 226-759 (177 amino acids)
Biological process (GO): symbiont-mediated perturbation of host defenses
Molecular function (GO): amine binding
Source: RefSeq, a predicted model, not a curated record
AUCAAGCUCUCGGCACAGGUUGCAGGCAGCUAGUGAACUACCAUGAGAGGUGGGUCGAAGUUGGAACUAGUGAAUGACAAUCUAGGACUGAUGAAAUCAGGUCUUCAGAGUGUCUGCGAUAACGAGGGGUACAAAGGCUUUCGUAUAAAAGGCAUGCGGUCGGUACGUUCUCACCAAUGGUAAAGCUUUGCUGACUGAAGCGCGAACACAACACAGAACAUCGAGAUGGCUUGGCUGAAGCUAGCAAUCGGCGUUGUGCUUUUUGGACUUGCUACGGCGACUCCUACACUGAACCAGCAGCGGGAACGGGUUGAUAGCUUUCGGAUGAUAGGCGCAUUUCCUAAAGUCGUCGCCAUCUCCACGUCUACAAAUGAUUCUUCCUUCAAGUGUCUGAGUGCCAUACGUACAAACUAUGACGGGGAAGCCAAGACAGCUACGUAUGUAUGGCCACUAAGAGGACACGGAGGUACCGAAAGGAGGAAUGUCACAUUCACGAUUACGCCCGGAGACGUUUCAGAUGAGACGAAAUACUUUGUUGAUGAUGACAACAGUCGGGUCUACACAGGCUACCACCACUACACCGACUACCAGAACUGCAUGGUUAUGACAGUCAAAUACCGGGAACACGAUCACUGCUUGCUAUGGGUCAAGAGGUCUGUAGCUCAUGCGGUUCCUCAGAACUGCCUGGACAACUACGAAGCGAAGUGUGACGUCAGAGUACCCAUCUUCGACAAUGAUCUGUGUCACGAUGACGAAUGAAAGGAAAGUUAAAGGAAAACUGCUACCCAAAA